This is a messenger RNA of Callorhinchus milii (elephant shark), 1816 nucleotides long. Its product is annotated as 26S proteasome non-ATPase regulatory subunit 11. Lineage: Eukaryota; Metazoa; Chordata; Chondrichthyes; Chimaeriformes; Callorhinchidae. The transcript is spliced from 14 exons. Gene Ontology annotation, molecular function: structural molecule activity; protein binding. Gene Ontology annotation, cellular component: proteasome regulatory particle, lid subcomplex. The record is from RefSeq and is a predicted model, not a curated record. Gene Ontology annotation, biological process: ubiquitin-dependent protein catabolic process. Bases 31 to 1296 code for a protein of 421 amino acids.
GGCGCGGGAGGGGAGUUGAUUCGGGGGAAGAUGGCGGCGGCUCUGGUGGAGUUCCAGCGGGCGCAGUCCCUGGUCAGCACCGACCGCAACGCGUCCAUCGACAUCCUGCACAGCAUCGUGAAGCGCGAUAUCCAGCAGGACGACGAGGAGGCUGUGCGCGUGAAGGAGCAGAGUAUCCUCGAGCUGGGCUCACUUCUGGCAAAGACAGGACAGGCAGCUGAGCUGGGAGGAUUACUGAAGUAUGUCAGGCCAUUCCUCAAUUCCAUCAGUAAAGCCAAGGCUGCUCGUUUGGUUCGAUCUCUCCUCGACUUGUUUCUAGACAUGGAGGCGGCAACUGGUCAAGAGGUUGAAUUGUGUUUAGAGUGCAUCGAAUGGGCAAAGGUUGAGAAGAGGACGUUUCUACGCCAGGCAUUGGAGGCUCGCUUGGUUUCUCUGUAUUUCGACACUAAGAGGUAUCAGGAGGCAUUACAAUUAGGGUCACAAUUGCUCCGGGAGCUGAAGAAGAUGGAUGACAAGGCGCUGCUGGUCGAGGUGCAGUUGAUGGAGAGCAAGACGUAUCACGCUCUGAGUAACCUUCCCAAAGCUCGAGCUGCCCUGACCUCGGCCCGGACCACAGCCAACGCCAUCUACUGCCCCCCCAAACUACAGGCUGCUCUGGACAUGCAGUCAGGUAUUAUUCACGCCGCGGAGGAGAAGGACUGGAAGACGGCCUAUUCCUAUUUCUAUGAGGCAUUUGAGGGUUACGACUCCAUCGAUAGCCCCAAAGCCAUCACUGCACUGAAGUACAUGCUGCUCUGCAAAAUCAUGUUAAAUACACCUGAGGACGUUCAGGCGUUGGUGAGUGGGAAGCUGGCCCUCCGGUAUGCAGGAAGGCAGACCGACUCGUUAAAAUGUGUGGCGCGUGCGAGUAAGAACCGGUCACUGGCAGACUUUGAAAAGGCUUUGAAAGACUUUGAGGCAGAGCUGAGGGAUGAUCCCAUCAUCGCCACACACCUGGCAAAGUUGUACGAUAACUUACUGGAGCAGAAUCUUAUCCGAGUGAUCGAGCCUUUCUCCAGAGUCCAGCUAGAACACAUAGCAACCCUCAUCAAGCUCUCCAAGGGGGAUGUGGAAAGGAAACUCUCUCAGAUGAUCCUGGACAAGAAGUUUCACGGUAUCCUAGACCAAGGCGAGGGAGUCCUGAUUGUUUUUGACGAGCCUCCAGUAGACAAAACGUAUGAAACUGCGCUUGAAACUAUCCAGAAUAUGAGUAAAGUAGUGGACUCGCUUUACAACAAGGCAAAGAAACUAACAUAGAGCGAGCACCGUGCGUGCCGGAGUUGGCGUGUGUGACAGAAGAGAGAGAGAGAGAGAGAGAGAGGCGCUUGGAGAAGUGCUAGGAUUUUUUUCAGUGUGUCCCACUUUCAGAAUGAAAGUUUUUAAAUCCCUCGUCAAACUCAUUCUGUUCAGAGCAAGUUUGUUCCAGUUUGAUGUAGCCUUCACCCAGCAGGUUAUCGGGGAUGGUAUGACUUCUUUUUUUAAGAAAAAAAAUCCUUUGUCAUAUUUUGUCCUGACUUACCAUUACCUGAGAGUUUACUGAGACUCUUUGUUUUUUUGGUUUGAUUUUGACCCUGUGCUAUCUCUGGACCUGGCUGAUAUCACACUGCUUUUUACAUCUGACUUGUUUUCCAGCGGUUGCCCCCACACGUAACAUACCGUCUCUCGGUUUGGUUCCUUACCAUCAAUAUCAAAUGUACAAACGGUUCUCGCUAACCAACAAAUUAUCAGGUAUAUCUGAUGUUCAGAUGAGUUCAUAAUAAAAAGAAAAAAAAGUGUU